AGCACGGAAUGCUCAACCUUAAUUAGGCUGCUCCAGAAAGUAAAGGAGGUCGGUUUGACUGUAGGUUUACUUUUUAUCAAUCUCCGUUGUGAGAGGGGUUGUGGUAUGUCUCUGCGUGUUACAGUUGGUCGUCUAUCAAACUCGCUUGUCUCCCAUCCCAAUUUACUGAUCCGUUAUGCUUCCAGUGAGCCGACUGAUGAGCAAGGUGGAUUUACGCGGUCAAUCUACUCCAAACCUAUGUAUAAAUAUGUUGUACGUGACGGGAAAUCUGUUAAAAUAUAUACUGGUUUGGUGACAAAAUCGUCUCGUCCUGCUGUUAAAUUUCGUGAACUUCUUCAGAAGGCAUGGAGUACAGAAACUCUGACAGUGGAUAGCCUCAGAUCAUUGUUGCUAUCACGAAUGAAGGAACGAAACCGACGAAGACAAAUAGUUUCUGACAAAGACGUUGAUAAACUAGGACUAGAUAUUGCCAUAGCUCAUAUGGUGUGCAGUCUGGGCGGUCGCGUUCAGCUCAUCGGUCACACUAGCUGGAUUCAACCAUAUGCUGGGGUCCCUCCUAUACUACCAAAUAAAUACGUUGAGGGUUUCGUGAUCGAAAGCAUUGACCUGUCAGGUACCAAUAUUGUAUAUGAAGGACUAGAGUUUUUACCCUGUUUAACUCAUCUAAGGUACUUAAAAAUGAAAAGAUGUAUACAUCUUGAUGAUUUUUGCUUGUCGAGAAUUGGACGUAUCAAAGGAUUACAAUUUCUCGAUGUCAGUGAGUGCCCUACUAUUACUUCAAAAGGCCUAGCGACAUUGGCACACUUAAAAGCUUUACGCCGCCUAAUAGUGAGUGGAAACCCACAGAUUGAAGACAAGGAAUUAGUUUGCCUCCUGCUAGAAGAUCACUUACCAAAAUUAUACAUUGACGGUGUUGACUACAUCGGUCAACUACCUGAUAAAUCAAAAGAAAAGAUCUUAAGGUUAGUAUCUAGAAACGAAAAGUUUACUCAAACACAAAACGAGGAGACCAAUGUAGACAAAGUUUAUUUGAUUGACAAAGCAUAG
Molecule: messenger RNA, 1047 nt
Organism: Schistosoma bovis
Lineage: Eukaryota; Metazoa; Platyhelminthes; Trematoda; Strigeidida; Schistosomatidae
Source: the annotation of a GenBank genome assembly